Molecule: messenger RNA, 1595 nt
Organism: Cylicocyclus nassatus
Lineage: Eukaryota; Metazoa; Nematoda; Chromadorea; Rhabditida; Strongylidae
Source: the annotation of a GenBank genome assembly
UUUGAGAUUUUUGUUGCUUCUUGCAGAUGGUUCAGUUGGAGCGCAAGGAUCUCAGUUACACCAACAGGUCAGAGAAGUAUCGCUUAACCGCGGAGGAUAAACACGACGCUUUUGAACGACAAUAUUACCAUGUUUAUGCCACCAGACUGGAACUACUGAAACCAAGAAUUGUCGCAGCUUGCAAAAAUGCUCUUGCUGGCAAUGUUGAAUACAAACAGUUGGAAGACUUGGAAAUGUUCGAGAAAGCGUUUGUUAUCGGGACAAUCGAGAAGAGGAUAAACCAGCGACCUGGUGUGCUGAAGGAAAUUGCCGAAGAAGAGCUGAUCGUCCCGGAGGAUUAUGAUGGCGAUGAAAUGGUAUCAAUCGUAUCGAACAAGGACUUUCUUGAGUUUGAAGACGAGAAGCAAAUUGUUAAAUUGGAGGGCAAUAUCAGCAUGGAUGAAGUGGCAACAGGGUGUACUGCGGGACUGUACGGAUCUCAAGUCAAAUCUGAUGUGUUCAACGUCGAGAAGAUUAUCUGGCCAACACCAUGCCCGCAGCGUCCUUGGCCAACCGCUAAAACUGGAGGAGUAGUUGCUUUUAUCUCUGGUCUCGAGCUCACUGGUGAUGCUGUAAAUGACACCGCAGUCACCACAGCUUUCGAGUUGAUGUCUCGCUGGCUGAACAAUGAAAUCUCUGAUGAAGUUGAUCCUACAUCUCUCUCUACUCGCGUGGAACGGCUUGUUGUAUUAGGAGAAAGUAUCGCUGUUGGGCAAGCCCAUGAAUUCGCAUCUGCUGUUCAUUACCUCAAUCUCAACUACAAGGAGGCUUCAUCAAAUGUGGAAACUAUCGGUGUGCUGGACGCUCUACUUAGCAGAGUAUCGAACCGAGUCAAAGUGGAUCUAAUUCCUGGUAUCGGUGAUCCCUGCGUACAACAGAUGCCUCAACAGCCCAUACACCGAGCUUGCCUACCAAGAAGCUCUGUAAGCGGUGCAGCUUUAUCUCUCGUAACGAAUCCGUACGAGUUCACUCUUGCCGAUUUGGACUUCCUUGUCACUUCAGGUCAAAAUGUAUCCGAUUUACGACGACUAAGUGCUGUGACGUCGAGUUGCGAGCUAAUGAAAAAUCUCCUCCGAUGGCAACAUGUCGCACCUACCUGCCCGGAUACGGUAGACGGGUUUCCGUUCGACAAAAGAGAUCCGCUCAUAAUGGAUGGUGAAUUUCCUCAUGUGAUGGUUACUGGAAAUCAACCACUACCGGAAUCUCAGUGGUACGAUGGACCAAAUGGAGAACGAUGUCUCACUAUCGCUGUACCGCGCUUCUCAAAAACUCAGCUACUUGUUCUUUUGGAUUUGGAUACCAUGGAGGUCAUGUAUGAACAUUUUGCCAUGGAAUGAGAUCUCUACACAAUCAAACAGAUGAUCUUCACCCUCGCAUCUCAUCUUUGCCUUCUGGUAUUGCAUGUUCUCACCAUGGGUAAAUAACAAGUCGUUGUACAAUCUGAACAAUGGCUGAUGUUUGCCGUCCGGCUUUAUCGUGUCUUAAGUCCACUUGUCCCAUAUAUUUGUUAAUCUCUUUUCACUUACUGACAUGAAUCUUCAAAUAAAUGUUGCUCA